This is a messenger RNA of Quercus lobata, 1579 nucleotides long. Its product is annotated as E3 ubiquitin-protein ligase PUB23-like. Gene Ontology annotation, biological process: protein ubiquitination. Gene Ontology annotation, molecular function: ubiquitin protein ligase activity. The transcript has a single exon. Bases 219 to 1439 code for a protein of 406 amino acids. The record is from RefSeq and is a predicted model, not a curated record. NCBI's taxonomy places the organism in Eukaryota, Viridiplantae, Streptophyta, Magnoliopsida, Fagales, Fagaceae.
UGACUUUCUCAUUUUGAAAAACUCAAUAGUCACUCCUCCACACGCAUAUAUAAGCACGCCUAUCUCUCCUUCUACUUCCAAAUUCUUCAAACCAAUUCACACAACUCUCCAAACAAACACAAAAACCAAAAAUCCUCAAUUGUUUCUCCUCUCAUUUCAAGUGCUUUCCUAAACCACUUUUGUUUCAUCUCAAACUUGUUUAUUACUUAGUUUCUAAAAUGGAAGAGAUUGAUGUUCCACCAUAUUUUCUCUGCCCCAUCUCUCUAGAAAUCAUGAAAGACCCAGUUAUAGUCCCAACGGGCAUAACCUACGACCGUGAAAGCAUAGAGAAAUGGUUGUUUGCAGGGAAAAAGAAUACAUGUCCAGUCACAAAACAAGAGCUUUCAGCUGAUUGUGACUUAACGCCAAACCACACUCUUAGGCGCUUGAUCCAAUCAUGGUGUACCAUGAAUGCUUCCUAUGGAAUCGAAAGGAUUCCAACACCGAAGCCUCCAAUGAACAAGACCCAGAUAGCAAAGCUCAUCAAAGACGCCAAAUCUCCACAGUUGAAGAUAAAGUGUUUACAAAAGCUGCGCUCUAUAGCUUCAGAAAGUGAAACCAAUAAGCGCGUCAUGGAAGCUGCUGGUGCGGUUGAGUUCUUAGCUUCAAUUGUUAUGACUAUCAAUACAUUGGAACAAGUUUCUGAUGAUGGGGUUGAAGUCCUUACAAGAGCAAUCAGUGAAGCACUAGGUAUGCUCUAUAAUCUCCAAGUCUCUGAAGCUGGGCUUAAGAGUCUUAUUGGUAAAAAUGGUGAAUUUAUUGAAACUUUGCUACGGGUCAUGCAAAAUGGGAACUACGAGUCUCGUGCUUAUGCGGUUUUGUUAUUGAAAUCAAUGAUUGAAGUGGCUGAACCAAUGAGAAUUAUUUCUCUAAGAACCGAGUUCUUUAUCGAAUUAGUCCAAGGCUUGAAAGACCAGAUUUCUCAGCAAGCCUCAAAAGCUGUUCUACAAUUACUAGUCCAGCUUUGUCCUUGGGGAAGGAAUAAAGUGAAAGCAGUUGAAGCCGGAGCUGUUUCGGUUUUGAUUGAACGUCUUCUUGAUUGUUCAGAGAGAAGGACUUGUGAGAUGGUGCUAAUGUUGUUGGACAUGCUUUGUGGAUGUGCCGAGGGACGGGCCGAGUUUUUGAAGCACGGGGCGGGGCUAGCCAUUGUGUCUAAGAAGAUUCUGAGGGUUUCUCAGAUGGCAAGUGAUAGGGCUGUGAGAAUUCUUUUGUCCAUUUCAAAGUUCUCAGCUACACCGAUUGUGCUUCAAGAAAUGUUGCAGCUUGGCGUUGUGGCAAAGCUGUGUUUGACACUUCAAGUGGAUUGUGGAGAAAAGGUUAGGGAAAAAGCUAAGGAGAUACUUAAAUUGCAUGCUAGGGCAUGGAAAAGUUGUUCAUGCUUACCAAACAAUUUGCUUUAGUUCAUACCCUUCUUGAGAGGGAGACAGAAAAUUGUAACUUUUAUGUUUUUAGACUUUUAGUUAUUCCCUUCUUUUGUACAUAAUUGAUAGUAUGAUGAAAUGAAACAACUAUACAUGGGCAAGAAUUUGAAGUUAACCAA